Bolinopsis microptera is the source of this 1196-nucleotide messenger RNA. RefSeq lists its product as uncharacterized. NCBI's taxonomy places the organism in Eukaryota, Metazoa, Ctenophora, Tentaculata, Lobata, Bolinopsidae. The transcript has 6 exons. The record is from RefSeq and is a predicted model, not a curated record. The coding region runs from base 1 to 702 and encodes 233 amino acids.
AUGGAGGAACGAAUGGAUAGGGGCAAGUUCGAGUAUCGUGGGAAUACUAAAAGUAAAGUAAUUGCUGAUGUUCAUUUUGAGGACGAUUCUUCUUACAAAGUAACAGGAGAAGGAUUUGCUCAACCACUUGACGGAUGUCAGAAUCUGGAACUGAACUGUAACAGUCCUCUUCCGAUCAACUUCAAUAUUGUGGGAACCAUUAUUCAGACUAACUUCCGGAUGUUUACACAAUACACAGGAACUAUGGUGUACGACUUUUUCAAAACCGGAUUUCCUGGCUCAAUGAACGUAGAGCUGGAGGGGAAGUUUACUGAUGGCAUGACAGUCCGGGCUACCUGUACUCUCACCCAUGUUAAGGAAACUCUUAUCUGCAGGUGUCAGGUGCAUUUUGAAGGUGUGGGGGAGGAAAGCCUGGCUAAAUCAGAGGAUCUUAGUCAGACCAUGCCCUGCUUUGAGGUCGUGGACAAGGGAGACAAGGCUGAUGAGGCACUGACCAAUAUUGAUCUCGUUUGGAGAACAGGAAGCGGAAGCUACAGCUGCAGGCUGAACAGUCUCAUCAAGUGCGCUGGAAACUUCGCUCCUCCUUUCCAUUUCAUAGGACACGAGUAUAAGCUGACAGAAAAGUCUGAGAACAAUCUACACUUUGCCCAACGUCAGAAGUCUCGAGGAACAGUCAUUAACUACUACAAGAACAGUAAUUAAUGUAGACGGAUCUGAGAUAGCGAUACAAUACUAAUAGGAUAUAAUUGCUUUUACUUAGACAGUGAUGGAUCUUUAAAUUUCUUAAUAGUAUCAAUCGGUGACUUUUCUCUUCCCCUCUUUGUCUUGAAGUUGAAUGCAUGAUGAACAAUUACAAUUUGCAGUUACUUUGUGACGUCAUAAUUGUAGUAAACCGUCGUUAUAGCUUUAUUUCACGAGGUAUAUUCGGUCACUGCGGCAGCUGAACGCUUAGAGAUUCGUAGUGAAUGGUUAAGUUUAUUUCAUAAAUGUUUAAUCUCUAGAUGUAGGAUAUUUGUCAUUAAGUUUAAUAAUCCGGAAGAGAAUCGUGGUGUUGUUAUUUUUGGACUGUAAGAAUGUUGUUAUGCGGCUAGUUAAAGGAAGUAUUAUUAAUUGGACGAUGAUUGGACACUAACUUUUGAUGCAACUUUCUGCAAAUCUUGAUUUUGCUGAUAUAUUUUGCUUCUGUUAUAGUUUAA